This is a messenger RNA of Fonsecaea multimorphosa CBS 102226, 666 nucleotides long. RefSeq lists its product as uncharacterized. Gene Ontology annotation, cellular component: mitochondrion. Bases 1 to 666 code for a protein of 221 amino acids. NCBI's taxonomy places the organism in Eukaryota, Fungi, Ascomycota, Eurotiomycetes, Chaetothyriales, Herpotrichiellaceae. Gene Ontology annotation, molecular function: flavin-dependent sulfhydryl oxidase activity; flavin adenine dinucleotide binding. The transcript has a single exon. The record is from RefSeq and is a predicted model, not a curated record.
AUGCCUCGAGGCCCGCCCCCUGCUAUGGUGUUGGUGUCCGCAAUUGCCCUCUUUGUAUGGUACAUCAUCUGGACUCGCGGCCACGAGCGACCCAUUGACGCGCUCUCCCACGCCGACCGCUUCCGACAUGCGUUUCAACAAUCACAAGAAGUGGUGGCCGACAUCCCCAAUAUAACAGCCACCCCGGAGACGUUACACGGCGAGCACGUCAUGGGCAAGCUCGGCAACGAAACCCUCAAAGCAGAACUCGGCCGCGCAGCCUGGAAAGUCCUUCACACGACCAUGGCACGAUUCCCGGACGAGCCGACAAAGGACGAGAGCGAUGCCCUCAAGAGCUACGUCUACCUCUUCGCCCGCCUGUACCCGUGCGGCGAAUGUGCGGAGCACUUCCAGCAGAUACUCAAGAAAUAUCCUCCUCAGACGUCUUCGCGGUCGACUGCGGCCGCCUGGGCCUGCUUCGUGCACAACGUGGUGAACGAAAGCAAGGGCAAACCGAUCUUUGACUGUGCCAACAUUGGAGAUUUCUAUGACUGCGGUUGUGCAGAUGACGAGAAGGAAGAAAUUGCCCGGGCUGGCGCGAAGAGUGAGGCUAUCGCCACCCAAGGGAUCAGCGCGAAGCAGGAACCCGUUGAGAUUGAGGUUGAAGGGGAAACAAGAGGCGGUUGA